AUGAAUGACUUAGAUCUUAUUUUGUGUACAAUUUGUGUUUUACUCAUAUGGCUUCUUUGGCAACAAUUGGAAAAAGUGAAAUUAGAAGAGGAAAGGAGAAAGCUCAGAAUGAGCAGAAGCCAGAAAAUGGUAAAAAUGAAAAAGAAAGGUGAUACUCAAGAAAGAAUUAUCAUUGAAGAGAAAGAAAUUAAUUUCAAAAAAGCAAUAACACCUCCUGCUCCUCCUCCACCAGCACCACCACCGCCACCACCACCAGCACCACCACCGCCACCUCUUCCAUCACCGCCGCAACCACCACUUCAACCUCCACCACCAUCACCACAUCCUCCUCUACCUGAAUCAUCACCUGUUUCAUCAAUAAAAACAGCUAUUCCAACCGUAACAUCGGUUCAUGCUAACCUAUCACAAUCAUUACCAACAACACCUCCUCCUUCAUCAGUUUCAUUAACAGAAACAGCUCUUCCGAAAAUAUCAACUAUAUCAUCGGAUCAAGCUAAAGUGCCAUGGGUAUUUGAAGGUGAAGCAUACUAUCCACCAAAUUUCUUCACGGCAGCUCAUCAAUCGAAAUAA
Molecule: messenger RNA, 570 nt
Organism: Acanthocheilonema viteae
Lineage: Eukaryota; Metazoa; Nematoda; Chromadorea; Rhabditida; Onchocercidae
Source: the annotation of a GenBank genome assembly